UGAAAUCUUUUAUUCACAGGCAGAAAACUCAUCAUGAUGGAAUUGCAAUACAUGCAAUACGUCUUAUCUGCAUUUGUUAUUUUCUGCAUCUAUAAAUUAUCCAGUCACUGGUUUAAUAAAAAGAAAAGGAAUCCGUGUGCUGUAGAGAAAGGCACCAUUAAAGGCAUGGAGGGGCCAGAAACAGCACAGGAUUCAGUGACGGCCAUUGGGCAGGAAGAAGAAGCUACUGGCCUAUCUGAGGAAGAAGAAAAAGGCACCAUUAAAGGCAUGGAGGGGCCAGAAACAGCACAGGAUUCAGUAACGGCUAUUGGGCAGGAAGAAGCUAAGGACUUAUCUGAAAAAGAAAACAAAGGCACCAUUAAAGGCAUGGAGGGGCCAGCAACAGCACAGGAUUCAGAGACAGCUAUUGGGCAGGAAGAAGAAGCUUCUGGCCUAUCUGAGGAAGAAGAAAAAGGCACCAUUAAAGGCAUGGAGGGGCCAGCAACAGCACAGGAUUCAGUGACGGCUAUUGGGCAGGAAGAAGCUAAGGACUUAUCUGAAAAAGAAAACAAAGGCACCAUUAAAGGCAUGGAGGGGCCAGCAACAGCACAGGAUUCAGUGACGGCCAUUGGGCAGGAAGAAGAAGCUACUGGCCUAUCUGAGGAAGAAGAAAAAGGCACCAUUAAAGGCAUGGAGGGGCCAGCAACAGCACAGGAUUCAGUGACAGCUAUUGGGCAGGAAGAAGAAGCUACUGGCCUAUCUGAGGAAGAAGAAAAAGGCACCAUUAAAGGCAUGGAGGGGCCAGCAACAGCACAGGAUUCAGUGACGGCUAUUGGGCAGGAGGAAGCUAAGGACUUAUCUGAAAAAGAAAACAAAGGCACCAUUAAAGGCAUGGAGGGGCCAGCAACAGCACAGGAUUCAGUGACGGCUAUUGGGCAGGAAGAAGAAGCUACUGGCCUAUCUGAGGAAGAAGAAAAAGGCACCAUUAAAGGCAUGGAGGGGCCAGCAACAGCACAGGAUUCGGUGACAGCUAUUGGGCAGGAAGAAGAAGCUACUGGCCUAUCUGAGGAAGAAGAAAAAGGCACCAUUAAAGGCAUGGAGGGGCCAGCAACAGCACAGGAUUCAGUGACAGCUAUUGGGCAGGAAGAAGCUAAGGACUUAUCUGAAAAAGAAAACAAAGGCACCAUUAAAGACAUGGAGGGGCCAGCAACAGCACAGGAUUCAGUGACGGCCAUUGGGCAGGAAGAAGAAGCUACUGGCCUAUUUGAGGAAGAAGAAAAAGGCACCAUUAAAGGCAUGGAGGGGCCAGCAACAGCACAGGAUUCAGAGACGGCUAUUGGGCAGGAAGAAGAAGCUACUGGCCUAUCUGAGGAAGAAGAAAAAGAAAACAGAAACACCCUGAAUGAAAUGAUAGAAUCCUAUAAAGAGUCUAAGCUCUCCCUGAGGGACAUCCUGGACGUUGGGCAGGAGAAUAUAAAUGAAGUUGCCCCCCAGACUGUACAAGACCUGCCCUGGGCUCUCCUAAGGAAACUGAUGGCGCUGGACAGGACUGCAAGAACUAUUCAACUUGAGGAUAUUUCUGAGAAUUCGGGGUCAGACUCUGAUAGUGUAGGGGAAGGAGAACAUUUUCUACAAAUGGAUUCAAUGGAAGAUUCUGAUAGCACAGAAAAAUAUGUAUCUCAGAAUUUGGGUUUUUAUAGUAAAGAGGAUAAAUGUAAUUCCAUUAAUCCAUUAGACAGUCUGUGUGCUCUCUUGCAUUGCUCAGAUAUGUUGUUACAGCAGAACAUCUUAUCCAAAAUGUCCCUUUGUCAGUUUGCUGUCCCACUGCUGCUCCCUGCUGGUGAUGGCCCAGAAUGCACCUUCAUGCUGUGGGCUAUGAGAGACAUUGUCAAGAGAUGGAGACCCCACACUCUGGCAGACAGUAAAGGAUUUGUAGAAGAAAACCUGGUUCAAGUAGAAAUGCCAUUGCUCUCCUUUGUGAGACUGGGGCAAAGCAAAUUAUCCAAAUCUAAAAUCCUCAACCAAGUGCUCAGCCCAGCUCAGCAGUACCAGGACUUCUUUGUUCAUGAAAAUAUGGAGGGUGGAAAUAUUAAAAGAGAAAUCUCUGAUGGCCUAGUGGAAAUCUCCUGGUUUUUACCUGCUGGAAGAACAAAUACUGAUAUUUUCCCAGAACCUGUUGCUGUUACUAAUAUGCGUGGAGACAUCGAGUCUAACUGGACCCAAUUCCGCUUCCUAACCCAGGUCUCAUCAGCAGUGUUUGUAUUUGCUGAGAGCAUUAAUGAGAGAGAGUGUGAGCUAUUAGCCCAGUGUAGUAAAUCCAACCCCAACUUCUAUUUCAUCAUUACUCCUAGUGGCAAAGGUGUCAGUAAAGAGACUGUGAAAUCCUUAAAAAAGAGUUCACUACAUAUUGGAAAAUCACAAAUACUAAUAAAAGACAAAAGAGCAAAUGAUGCAAGGCUAGUGAGCAAUAUACAAAGUAUAGUCAAGAAAUUUUUAGAAAAAAAUGAUAAGAGAGUAAAACUGGAAGAUUUAUCAAACACAGCCACUGAACUUCAAUUCAAAGUGGAUGAAAAUUCCCAGGAAUGUCAGAAAGCAAAGACAUAUGCUGAAGAAAUAAAUAAAGAGAUACAAGAUGUGGUACAAUAUAAGAAAGAGACAAUGAAACUACAAGGGGAUCUGUGGAAGCAAGUGGCCCAGAUAGAGAAGGAAUUGUGCAGAAUGAGAAAACAAGGGGAUAAAAACCCAGAAGAAUACCGAUCUCAGCUGACCAAGAAACUUAACAAGUUACACAAGGAACAGAACCAGCAUUUCCUGCCUGACUCUAUGAGUAAGUUCAUUUCUGCCAUCACACAUUUGUCUCAAACUGAAAAACAUUAUUUUCUGAAAUGGAUGAAAUUUGCACUUGACUCAGUGGCUAGAAACCGUCUUUCCAUGCUAAAAGCAAAAUACAAGAAAACAUGUAACAAUAAAGAAAAUAAUCAAGACGAACUAAAACAGUUAGAUCAGCAACUAUCUGACAGUUCUUUGGGAGUCGAACAUUUCCUACGUGAGAUGGGGCAGUUUUAUGAGGCAGAAUGUUCCAUGGUGAGUCAAGGCAAAAUCAAACCAGAUAACAUACAAUUCUGUAAUCUCCCAGGAAUUGCUGCUGAUCUAUUGCUGGAUGGGUUCCCAUUGGAGCUGAUAGAUGGAGAUGCCUCUAAUAUCCCCCUACAGUGGGUAACUGAUCUUUUGAUUGAGUUGGAUAAGAAGACAGGAGGGAAAUGCAGAAUGAGAGUAAUCACAGUGCUGGGAGUGCAGAGCACAGGGAAAUCCACCCUCCUGAACACCAUGUUUGGGCUGCAGUUUUCAGUGUCCAGUGGGCGAUGCACACGGGGAGCCUUUUUAACAUUGAUUAAAGUGAAAAAAGACUUCCUGAAGAACCUGGGCUGUGAGUUUAUUUUAGUGAUUGACACUGAAGGUCUGAAGGCUCCAGAACUGGCUUCUCUGGAGGGCAGCUAUGAACAUGACAAUGAGUUGGCGACUCUAGUGGUUGGGCUCAGUGAUAUCACUAUAAUCAAUAUGGCCAUGGAGAAUACAGCAGAAAUGAAAGAUACACUGCAGAUUGUGGUUCAUGCAUUUCUCCGAAUGAAGCAAAUAGGGAAGAAACCCAACUGCCAGUUUGUGCAUCAGAAUGUGAGUGAUGUUUCUGCUGAUGAUAAUAACAUGAGGGACAGAAAGAAGCUCCUGGAGCAGCUGGAUGAGAUGACAAGAACAGCAGCCAACAUGGAAAAAAAAAAUGGGUUUAACAGCUUUACUGAUAUCAUGUCCUAUAACAUUGAAAGAGACAACAGGUACAUUCCUGGGCUUUGGUACGGUGUCCCACCCAUGGCUUCUGUAAGCUCUGGCUACAGUGAGAAUGUGUAUGAACUGAAAAAAUAUUUGUUUGAAUUCAUGGAGAAAGAGGAAAGUCUUCAGCCACCCCAGAAUAUUCCUGAAUUUACUGAAUGGAUAAAAAGCUUAUGGAAUUCUGUGAAGUAUGAAAAUUUUAUUUUCAGUUUCAGAAACAGCCUGGUAGCUGAAGCUUACAAUCAGUUAGCAAUGAAAUACUCUCAGUGGGAAUGGGACUUCCGCAAACAGGUUCAUACCUGGCUCAUUAGCACUGAGAACAGUAUCAAGAAUCAGUCAGCAGAUAAACUGCAGCCUGAAAUGUGCAGUGGGUUUAAAGAUGAUUUGGUUUCUUUACUCUGCAAAGAAGAGAAAAAUAUGUUAGAUUUGUUAAAAAAAUAUUUUGAAAGUAAAACGGAUAAUGUUCAUCUGAUUGAAAAGUACAGAGAAGAUUUCUCCAAAGGAGUGAAUUUUCUUCGGAAGGAACUGGAACAUUCUGUCACAGCAAAGAUUGAGGAGAUCAUCAUAAUCCAAAAAGGUAAAUAUCAAAUAAAGAAUAUAGAGGACAGUUAUCAAAAAAUUAUUGAGAAGAAAGUCACUAAUCUCCUAAAACAGGUCAGAGAAAGGGAAAGUCGGCUUGGGGAUGAUGACAUAGAAAAGGAAUUUGAGAAUAUGUGGGGAAGUACAAUCGCUGAGCUGCCAAAGUAUUUUUUUAAAAAAUUUAAUGUUACGAAAGAAAUGCUACUGGCGCUCAAACAUGACUUGUCCAACAAAGGCAGCGCUAUAAUGGAGAAAAUUCUUAAUAUAAAAUGUUUUGAUGAGUUUGGAAAGGGUGAAUUCCAGAUUAAAGAACAGCAUGUUGACAUGAAAUGGUUCUCACGUAUCAAAGAAUACUGGACCAAUGAAUGUCAUAUUAAAACAGACAGUCUUGCUUCCUGUUUAAUAAAAAAAUGUUCAGAUUAUGUAACAAAGAAGGAUAAUACAGGAGGAGACUAUGAUGGGACUUAUUGCCAAGAAUUACUCAAUAUAAUCAAUGAAAGGCUCCGGGACAAAGAUGUAAAAAACCUGCACAUUAAUAAUCAGUUUGAUUUGGAUAUAAAGCUCCAUAUCUUGGGGGAUGCAGCUCGGAGGUUCCAGAUGAUGCAUGAGAGAUUUCUGAAGACGGAUCCUAUGUUGUGUCUGGGAACUCUAAAGCCUCAUUAUUUCACAACAUUUAAACAUCUAUUCCAGGAGAAGGAUGAAACACAAAGUCGAGCCAAACAGUUCUGUGAGCUCUGCCUGAAGCCGGCAAUAACCAAGCAGAUUUAUGAGCAUCUGGGGAAGGAUAUUGUAGAUGAUAUUCUGGUUAAUAAAGGUUCUAAAGAAUUGAGCAGCCGCACUUUCUUUCAGGCACAUGUACUUGAGAAACUGCUGACAGACCAGGAUUUCUCUCAGUAUGUAGCCUACAUUAAUGCUUAUGAGGGGUUUGUGAAGAAAUGGCUGAAACAAUACAUUCUGAAUACUUAUGAAAAAGGUCUAGAAAAGUUGCAAACAAACAUUUUAUCUGAUAUCUGUAAAAAAAUCAGGAGCGCGCUUAAAGAACUACAAGGCCCUCCUACUGUCUCAGAGUUUUUAAAAGCCUUUUGUGAGAUGUUAAAAAGUGAAAUAGUCAUUUCCCAGAUGGAGUUGCAGUUGGUCAGUUUCCAAAACAAAGCAGAUGUCAAACAGUUCUCAAAGGACAUUGAGUUUUUUCUAGAAGAAACAGAGAAACAGAUCAGCUCAGAGAUUGGAUCUUCCAACACAGAAUCAGUACUUGCCAAACUCACAAUGAAACCAGAGGAAGAGCUGUUUAAGAAGGUGUUUGGCUGUGGGAAGCAGUGUCCCUUCUGUGGGGUCCCCUGUGAGGCUGGAGGUACUGACCAUAAGGAGCACUUUGCCUCUGUCCAUCGGCCUCAAGGUUUGGGAAGAUAUCGAUGGACCUCUAGUGACAAGUUGGCUAUAGAAUUAUGUUCAACUCAUGUUGUCAGUGACUGUAGAUUCAGUAAUUCAGACACAGAGUGGAAACCCCACCCUUACAAAGAAUACCGCAAAUUCUACCCAGACUGGGCCAUUCAGCCUGACCCCAGCAUCACAGCCUCCAACUACUGGAAAUAUAUUUUUAAACAUUUCAAUAAAGAAUUUGCAGAAGAAUACAAGGCAAAACCAGCUGAUCUGCCUGUAACAUGGCUCCUGAUAACAAAGGAACAGGCUAUGCAAAGCCUAAAAAAAAUAUUUAAUUUGAAAUAACAGAAAUUAAACAGGUUACAGUAUUAUAUUCCCAAAGUUCAUAACAUUUACUAUUGGCGGUUAACGUAAGAGUGAUGUUUUACAAAUACAAAAUGCAUUUAGGGGAUUCUUUAGCUGGAAUAGGGGUAUGUUUUACUUCAACAUUUUUUUCACUUGAAAUUCAGUAACAUUGGCAGCUUUAAUUGUCUGGACACUUAUGGUAUUUGAAUCACUUUUUAUAAUCACUUUUCUUGGGUCCAUAUGACUAAUUGUUUUAAUUCAGUUAAAAGUUCCAGAAAUGUGUUAAUUCCCAUGCAGAAUUCCCAGUAAAGGAUUAUGUUGCAUAUUAAUUGGCCCUGGAGGGCUGGGUCUCACACACAGGCACAUAAUGAGCGAACUGGGGCACUAAGUACCAUUUACAUUUUUUGCACAAAAUGGUAUUGUUUCCCCAACCAGAGUGUGGGCUCUAUUAACCUGCACUUCCACUGGGGUAAAAAUAUUCCCCCAAUUUGUUCUCUUUAAAAAUCAACUUUGUAGCCAACACAUGGCCUUACUUACAGAUGGUUCCUCUCCCCUCUCUCUCUGUUAGUUACAUGAUAAUACAGGUUAAUGUCAGCUUUUACUGCAGUUUGCAGGAAGUAGGUAUAUUCCAUGGGCAACACUUUCUUGCAGGUACCAAGGGGUAAGGGUGCUGUACAUAUAUAUCUUAAUGGGACCUGUACUAAAACUGUUUGAUACUCUCACUUGUCAAUGUAAUUAGAAAUAUUAGAUAACAGCUCUAUGUACUGCUUUAUGAUACACAAUGUUCAAUAAAAUUGA
This is a messenger RNA of Xenopus tropicalis (tropical clawed frog), 6906 nucleotides long. RefSeq names its product up-regulator of cell proliferation gene 2 (gene urgcp.2). Lineage: Eukaryota; Metazoa; Chordata; Amphibia; Anura; Pipidae. Gene Ontology annotation, molecular function: GTP binding. Bases 34 to 6108 code for a protein of 2024 amino acids. The record is from RefSeq and is a predicted model, not a curated record. The transcript has 15 exons. Gene Ontology annotation, cellular component: nucleus; cytoplasm.